This is a messenger RNA of Nymphaea colorata (pocket water lily), 600 nucleotides long. RefSeq lists its product as uncharacterized. Gene Ontology annotation, biological process: maturation of SSU-rRNA; mRNA splicing, via spliceosome. Gene Ontology annotation, molecular function: RNA binding. Bases 93 to 365 code for a protein of 90 amino acids. Gene Ontology annotation, cellular component: sno(s)RNA-containing ribonucleoprotein complex; P-body; U4/U6 x U5 tri-snRNP complex. The record is from RefSeq and is a predicted model, not a curated record. NCBI's taxonomy places the organism in Eukaryota, Viridiplantae, Streptophyta, Magnoliopsida, Nymphaeales, Nymphaeaceae. The transcript has 3 exons.
UUUGCGCCUGUAGAAAUUUCAUCGGAACAGAGGAAAGGGCGCCAAUUUUCCUCUGCGGUAACGGCUGGUCGUUUCGGAAAGGUUGAGACGAAAUGAGCAGCGGCGGCGGAACCACCGGCACGGCGAAGACUCCGGCGGAUUUCCUCAAGUCCAUCCGCGGGCGACCCGUUGUCGUCAAGCUUAACUCCGGCGUCGACUAUAGAGGAAUUCUUGCUUGUCUGGAUGGAUACAUGAAUAUAGCAAUGGAGCAAACUGAAGAGUACGUGAAUGGUCAAUUGAAGAACAAAUACGGCGAUGCAUUCAUCCGAGGAAACAAUGUUCUCUAUAUUAGCACAUCGAAGAGGACACUUGCAGAUGGAGCAUAGUCGGAUGGUGGAUUCCCACUUUCUAUUUAAUCCCCCUUGUUUGAACUCUCAUUGUCUGGCAGUGUAACAGGGUCCAUGUAAAUUUGGACGUUAAAUGAAGAGUUUUAUGUGACACUCGGUCAGUUCUGACCCUACUUGUUAUGUUUCUACUUUCUACAGAAGAUACGUCGAAUAUUUAUUACUCUUUGAUCCAAGACUCGUUUGUAGUUUAAUCUGGGGAGAGCGAAUUUACACA